UCGAGGCAGCUGCUUCGUUUGUGUGGUUCCUUCUCCUUCCUGACAUUUUGGCACAAGAUUUUUGCAAAAUCUCUCUCUCCCUUUCUCUGGGUCUCUCUCGGUCCAAUCAAAUUUCCACUUCAACUACUUUCCCCCUUUUGCCAUGUCUACGCUGCCGCCUCCACUGUUGCACCAUACUACUAAAUAACUGAGAUCUCAUAACCUAGCGAUAAAUUCUGCCACAUCAUGCUUCAAGUCACGGAGAAACGGGCACUUUAAAAGCUUCUAGAGUAGUCUUUUCGAGUUUGCGGUUGUUGCGUUCUUAGUUCUAGUUAUUUUGAUGUCGUUCUAAUUGUGGAUUAAUGGAUCACGGGGAUGCUUGUCUUUCAGAAUUUUGAGUUGGUUGGAAUGGGCUAAUAUAUUUGGAGGCCUACUAGGCUGCUCAGGAACGGAACCGUACCUGGAUUUGUGAUUUGUUCAUCAUCAUUUCUCGUGUCUGACUGGAGUUGGAAUAAAUAGCUUAUCUUCGAGCAUAUGGCAGAAGACAGUCCAAGGAUUGGUGGGCUUUCUUCUGGACUGGCUGUUAUUUUAAAUGAUAAUGAUAACAAAGGGAGUUCAUCGAAAGGUCGUUGUUUUUCUUAUUGUGAUGAAUUCAAUCAUCAAUCCGUGGAGCGGACACUUGAAUAUGUAUUUUGUCUCCCCAACAAGUCCAUUGAUCCUGUGACUUGUCCAGUUGAUACGGCAUUUAUUCGCUCCAUCAUAAAGAAUAGGUUCUCGGAACUUGCUCAUCCAAUUGCACCCCAUGGUGCGGGAGAUGGUAUAUGUAUUGUUGAUAAUGGUCUGGGAUCUAAUGUAGUCAGUAUUGAGAAAGUCAGUAUCUGUGGUGAUAUUAGGAUAGUUAAGCCGCCAUUACAUGUGGAAAGUUUUUCAAUGUUCAGCAGUGCUAGGGCUAAUGCUUGUGUCUGGAGUGGAAAAUGGAUGUACGAAGUUAUUUUAGAAACUUCAGGGAUACAACAGCUUGGAUGGGCAACUCUUGCUUGCCCUUUCACUGACCAUGAGGGUGUUGGUGAUGCAGAUGAUUCCUAUGCUUUUGAUGGGAGAAGAGUUCGCAAAUGGAAUAAGGAAGCCGAGAGGUAUGGUCAGUCUUGGGUCGUUGGUGAUGUCAUUGGAUGUUGUAUUGAUUUAGAUAGAAAUGAAAUCUUGUUCUAUAGGAAUGGCAUCUCACUUGGGGUGGCAUUUUCUGGUAUUCGCAAAAUGGGUCCUGGUAUUGGAUAUUAUCCAGCAAUAUCUCUAUCUCAAGGUGAGAGAUGUGAAAUAAAUUUUGGUGCUCACCCCUUUAAAUACCCUAUUGAUGGCUACUUUCCCCUUCAAGCACCCCCAUCAAUAAACAGUUUUGCUUCCCAUAUGUUGAAAUGCUUAUUGAGGAUUUUGGAAGAGAAACGUAUAGAAUGCCUUGAGAUUAACUCCGUUGAGAAAUUGAGGAGACUGAAAAGGUUUGUUUCAGUUGAAGAACUAUUUCAUCCUGUUUCUGUUGGGAUUUGUGAUGAAUUCUUCUCUGCACUUGAAGCUGAUGCAAAUAGUAUUGAGUAUAUUGGAUGGGGACCUUUUUUGUCAUUCAUGAUGGAAGUAUUUGGACCACAGCCGCCACACAAUUUCUCAAGCUUAGAUAGAAUUAUUGAUGUCCUCCUAAGAUGUCAAGGCUCUAUACCAUUAUUUGAGCAUUUAAUAAAUGCCCUUUCAUGUUGCUGUAAAACAUCACCACUAGUUUUAACUGAGUGUCCAUACUCUGGAUCCUAUUCCUAUCUUGCAUUGGCUUGCCACAUCUUCAGACGAGAAGAAUUAAUGGUGCUUUGGUGGAAGUCAGUUGAUUUUGAAUCACUCUUUGAAGGUUUUUUAUCACGGAAGAAUCCAAAUAAGCAGGAUCUUGAGUAUAUGAUGCCCUCGGUUUGGUGGCCUGGUUCACGUGAGGAUGUGUCGUAUGAAAGUAGCAUGGAUUUAACUACUACGGCUCUAUCUGAAGCACUCAAUGAGAUUGAGGAGAAGCACAGAGAUCUUUGCCGCUUAGUCAUUCAGUUCAUACCACCCACAACAUCCCCCCAGUUGCCAGGUUCAGUAUUUAGAGCAUUUUUGCAGAACCUAUUACUGAAGAACAGAGGAGCUGAUCGUAAUGCAUCCCCUUCUAGAGUUUUAAGCAAUUCUAUUGUUGUUUCUCUAUAUGCUGUAAUACUUCAUUUUUUGUCCGAAGGAUUUGGAAUGGGCAGUGUUUGUGACUGGUUGAGAAGUAGUGAAAGUGAUGGUCCUGAUACUGGUUUUUUUCAUAGAGGUGGGCAGCGCAGUUUCCCUGUAUAUUUGUUCUUUAAAGAUGAGUCCCAUCGAACUGUCACAGCUAGGCUUGGAGGUUCAUACAAUCAUAUAUCAAAAUUACAUCCUCGUGAUCAAGAAGUUGAAGUAAUUCAUUGGGAGGAAGGUUGCAUGGAUGACCAUGAGACUAGAGUAACUCAUUCCACCAGGCAAAAGCCAUGUUGCUGUUCAAGUUAUGAUGCUGAAUGCAUGAGGAGUUCAAAGGAUCCUAUUAAAUAUGCUAUCAGAAAUUCUCGUGGAAUUCCUAUGCACGAUAGAUCUGCUCAUGUAGCUAGUGAAUGUAGUGCUGGAAAUUUGAAUGAUGAAAUAACUGAUAAACCGAGUUCAAGCGAACAAUCAGAUGCACAGUUUGGAUAUUGCCCACUGCAGCACGUGAGGAUUGUACCAAGAGAGACUAAUACAUCUUCAGCUACAUUAAGAGAAGAAGAACUUUUAGACUUCUUACUUCUCUUUUAUCACAUGGGACUUGCACCAGAUUUUAAGCAGGCAUCACAUUACAUGUCACAUCAAUCUCAAUUAAUAGCUCUACUUGAAGAAACUGAUAAACAGAUAAGAGAACGAGCUUGUAGGGAGCAAAUAAAGCGCCUAAAAGAAGCUCGUAGCACUUACAGAGAUGAAGUGAUCGAUUGUGUAAGAAAUUGUGCAUGGAAUCGCAUUUCUUUGUUUUCCCCGUGGAAGCAAAGAGGAAUGUAUGCAAUGUGCAUGUGGACUGUUCAGUUGCUUCUUGUUCUUAGCAAAAUGGAUUCGAUGUUUAUAUAUGUCCCUGAGUUUUAUGUGGAAGCACUGGUUGACUGCUUUCACGUGUUACGUAAGGGAGAUCCUCCAUUUGUGCCUUCUACUAUAUUUCUCAAGCAAGGGCUUGCUUCAUUCGUGACAUUUGUAGUCACUCACUUCAAUGAUCCAAGGAUAUCAAGUGCCGAUUUAAAAGAUCUGCUUCUUCAGUCCAUAUCAGUUCUUGUUCAGUACAAAGAAUAUUUGGUCACUUUUGAGAGUAACGAGGCAGCUACACAGAAGUUGCCGAAGUCAUUGCUAACAGCAUUUGAUAACAGAUCCUGGAUUCCCGUGACGAACAUUCUUCUGCGACUAUGCAAAGGUUCUGGCUUUGGUUCUUCAAAACAUGGAGAAUCGUCAUCAUCAUCUAUCAUAUUUCAGACACUACUACGAGAGGCAUGUGUCAUGGAUGAAGGCCUGUUCUCAUCUUUUCUUAAUCGUUUGUUCAAUACUCUUAGCUGGACUAUGACUGAAUUCUCAGUUUCAAUUCGAGAAAUGCAAGAAAAAUACCAGGUAAUAGAUUCUCAACAAAGAAAAUGCAGUGUCAUAUUUGAUCUUUCAUGCAAUCUGGCAAGAGUUUUGGAAUUCUUUACACGGGAAAUCCCUCAAGCAUUCCUGUUGGGAUCUGAUACGAACCUCAGAAGGUUGACUGAGUUAGUACUUUUUGUGCUGAACCAUGUGACUUCAGCAGCAGAUGCUGAAUUCUUCGACUUGUCACUGAGACGUAAUGGGCAAUCUUUAGAGAAAGUAAACAGAGGCAUGAUAUUGGCUCCUCUUGUGGGCAUCAUCUUGAAUCUGUGGGAUGCUAGUGCAGAGCUGAAGUACAAAGAAUACAAUGACGUUGUUGGUAUUUUUGCUAGCAUGGAAUGUCUAAAUACUGUAAACUGUGGAUUUCGGCUUCUGUUGGAUUACAACUGGGUUAGCGCCCCCUCUCUCUUUCUAUAUAUUGAUUUUUUGCAGGCUGGUUCCUUUAGAGGGGAUGGUUAUGUUACACAACUUGAACGGCUGGAGAACUUUUUAAGUCUCCUUCUUUAUCGGAUGGAGUCUUUAGCUCUUGAUAACUCCGCAUUUAGUGACCAAACAGAUGCUAGUGAUAGCAUAUGCUGCAUCUGUUAUGCAAGUGAAGCUGAUGCAUGUUUUAAACCCUGCUCUCACCGGUCGUGCUAUGGUUGUAUUUCCAGGCAUCUUUUGAAUUGUCAGAGAUGUUUCUUUUGCAAUGCAGCAGUGGAGGAUGUUAUCAGGGCUGGUACUAAUUAGACAUUUUAGCAAGUAUUUAUGUUCCACACUAUUGAAAAAAGAAAAUAAGACAGCACCAAUUUUGGUGGUGCAGACCUAGCAACCAAUGAACUCGUCUUAAUAGGCGCAAUCAUUGUGCUGAUACAACUGAGGUCCUAUCAGAGGAGGCAAUUAUUUAAUUAAAUUAUUAUUACUUUUUGGUCUUUUUUUUUUUUUGGUGGUGGGGGGUGGGGGUGGUUAUGGAGGAUAAUCAAAUUUAAACAUGGUUCAGUAGCAAUAUAGCUGUAUAGGUGUACAAAUAUGGUUAUAGGUUAAAGCAUAUUCUGGUUAGCCUAGAACAUGGUUAGGGAAUUUUGUAGUAAGUUUGAGGGGCAAUAUUCUGUAUAUAUGAGAUGUAAAUACCAAGGAAAAUACUUGUUGACUCCCCUUUUUCUCUCUAUCACUUUCUCUGACUUAGUGAAUCAUUAUAUAUAUAUUUUUUUAUAACUAUAGCAUGAAUAUCCGUAGAAGCCCAUUGCUCAAAUGGAGCUUCCCUCUUGGUGUUUCUCAAAGGGUUUUGAGUAUGGCCUACCACAUUCCUCUAGUAAUCAAUAAAGGAUUUUAAAUGAGAGGAGGAAAAAGAAGGCGGCCAGCAGCCACCAUCACAUCGUGCCCGUCUUCUGGUUCGAGAGCUAAAAAGAUAAAGGUAUGGAGCUAGAAAUGGCACUUUUAACAAACUAUAUCUACAAAAAGGAAGGUGUGGCUGUGGCAACAGAUUGCUCCAUCAGCCAGGUCCUCUUCCACUGCUUGCACGGAUUGGUUUGUGGUUCUGAUGAGGAUGGCGGUGCUCGUGUUCUUCCUUCUGGUAAAGUAAAUGUUAUCAACUCCAAGGUAGAGAUGGAAUUUGUGAAGUCAUAAUGUCAAAGAGAGAUCCAAUUCUGGACAUAGAUCUGUGGAAGAAAGGAAGUCUUGUGAGAAACUGGGCAAGUGUGCCUCUCGGAUACAUACGAGUACAAGUGAGUUUUCUUUCAGAUCUCAGUGUAAAUAUGUUUCGAUAAUAAAAAAGCUAUCUUCCUUGCACCAUUAUAGUGAGUGCAAAAUAAUUCCUUCAUUUGGAAUCCGGUUGUCUCCCCCUUAUAAAUAUGGAACUCAUGUUUUAAUGAUUGUUCAAGUUAAUUUUGAGAUAUAUAUGCUCUCUGAUUAUUUA
Benincasa hispida (wax gourd) is the source of this 5533-nucleotide messenger RNA. The record is from RefSeq and is a predicted model, not a curated record. NCBI's taxonomy places the organism in Eukaryota, Viridiplantae, Streptophyta, Magnoliopsida, Cucurbitales, Cucurbitaceae.